This is a messenger RNA of Rotaria sp. Silwood1, 984 nucleotides long. Lineage: Eukaryota; Metazoa; Rotifera; Eurotatoria; Philodinida; Philodinidae. The record is from the annotation of a GenBank genome assembly.
AUGAAUAGAUAUAAACCAAUAAGUAGUUCGAUUAAAACUCAUCAAUCAACUGCUAGUCUACCAAAAGAAGAAGUUAAUGUUGUUUUACUUGGUAAACAAAAUGUUGGUAAAUCAGCAAUAGUUGUCAAAUAUUUAACCAAACGUUUCAUUUGUGAAUAUGAUCCUUUUCUUGAAGAUACUUAUUGGAAACCAGAUGUUGUUGAUCAACAAGAAGUAUUGGUAAAGGUCAUGGAUACCUAUGGAAAAGAUGAUAAACGUUUACCAUAUUAUUUAAAAUGGGCAGAUGCAGUAUUAAUAACCUAUAGUAUAACUCAACAAGAUAGUUUUGAUAUGGCACUGGCUUAUUUAGAUGCUAUAACAAGUUAUUCAAAAAGUUUAACUGUAUCAACAAAUGAACUUGUUCUUAUGUUACUCGGUAAUAAACUUGAUUUAGAACGUCUAAGAGUAAUUCCAAAAUGUGAAGGUGAAGCUACAGCUGCUAAAUUUAGUUGUGCUUUUUGUGAAACAACAGCAGCUGAUGAUUAUGAAUAUGUACAACAAUUAUUUCAUCGAACUGUACGUGAAGUACGAAAAGAACGUGAACGUGUUGUUGCAUCAAAUUCAAUUGAUGAAGAACCAUCAACAAUAACAACAACAACAAUGCCAAUACAUUCAAUUAUUCAUUUUCCUUCGCCAUCAUCAUCAUCAUCAUCAAGUUCAUCAGUUCACUUUACAAUAUCAAAUGAAACAGAAAAAUCAUCAAAUAUUCCUUUGCCACCUCCAAUACCAAUCAAUUUUACACAAAAACCAACAAAAUUAAUUAAACCAGAUUCACAAGUCUCAUUGAAUUCAUCAUCAACAGCAAAUUUAUUACUUUCAUCUCCAAUGAAAGUAGGUUCACCAAUGCCAACAACAACAACAACGAACAAUUUACCUGCAGCUACAACACCAAAUACUAAACGUUCAUCCUCGAAACCGUCUGUAUUUACGAGAAUUUUCAAAUAA